AUUCUUCGAAAGAGCAGAUUGAAUUUCUUCCUUUCGCUUCACCCUGUCGAAUCACGCCAAUUGUGCAAUUGGAUGCAGCGGGCAUUGGUGCUGGUGAAGCCGUGGGUGCGGCGCGCUGCGCCAGCUGGUCGGCCUCAACUACAGUCAAUACCCGCCAAUUCUAGAAGGCAAUUCGUCACAUCUCCAUGUCUAGCCAUUGAUCGCCGACGAGGAGCCGGGAGGGUAAAGAUUGUCACCAUCGACGACAAGAUCGCAGAGACCUUUAUUCUUGACGACAAGAUCGACUCCUUCUUGGUCAGACAAAAGACCCAGGACAACAAACUCUCCGAUCCACAGCUGUUACGAGACUUACUCCUUGAGACCAAACGCUCGAAUAACCAUGUCCUACAACUGAGCAAACCAGGCGAGGGUGAAGUUGCAAUCGUGCAGGUGGUAGAUCGGAAGGACCUGGUUAAAAGGAUCAAUGCGAAAGAGACAUCGGCACGGCAGACUCAACUUGCACAAAAAGAGAAGAAACCCAAACAACUCGAGAUCAACUGGGCUAUUAGUGGUAACGACCUGCAGCUCAAGAUGAAGCAGCUGGAGGAGUUUCUGCGCAAGGGCAAGAAGGUCGAACUGCUAUUCGCAGCAAAGAGGCAUCAAAGAAAGGCAGCGCCUGAGGAGGCCGAGGCAUUGCUACAAGCUGUUAGAGAAAAGGUACAGGAGGUCGGAGCUGUAGAAGUUGCUGCAAUGGAAGGAGGCUUUCCCCGGCAGGCAACGAUGACGAUCAAGAUUCCAUGAAACAUUGACAGGACAUGCAGUCCACGACGUGCAGACCUAAAGAGGACAGAAAUGACAGCCCAAGAGUGCACGAUCAGGACACCGCUAUUCCGACAGGCUGCAGAAGAACAAUCUCCAGCCAUCAAGGGCUCUCGCUGGCUCUCCGGGGAACAGAGGGUGGCAGAACCAGAAAGGAACGACACAUUGCGUGCUCAAAGAACCCCCCUGGGACACACAAUGAUCGAGUGCAGGGUCAUUCCGCAAGACUCAAGCAUAUCAGCACCAAGGUCUACUUGCUACAGCAGAUGUCAAGGCUUUGCCCAGACCAUCUUCACGAAAGCAUUGGCAAGCGAAGGUCACAGCUUCCGAAUCGUGUUUGCCGGACAAAAAUCAGACGGCUGCAUGUAUCAUCAGAGCCUUCUCGUCUUGUAUUGUACAGUCAUCAAUCAUUACAGCUUUAUAGAAUCAGGGAACUCGGCCUCGUUUCAGUCGAAUCCCGAUGUCCAUCCCGGCCCGGGCGAGAAAUGAGCAUGACUCUGAGAGAUGGCACUGUCCGUGUCCACGUUGAAUUGAACACUGACCUCCC
Exophiala xenobiotica is the source of this 1345-nucleotide messenger RNA. RefSeq lists its product as uncharacterized. The record is from RefSeq and is a predicted model, not a curated record. The coding region runs from base 73 to 780 and encodes 235 amino acids. Gene Ontology annotation, biological process: mitochondrial translational initiation; ribosome disassembly. Lineage: Eukaryota; Fungi; Ascomycota; Eurotiomycetes; Chaetothyriales; Herpotrichiellaceae. The transcript has a single exon. Gene Ontology annotation, cellular component: mitochondrion. Gene Ontology annotation, molecular function: ribosome binding; translation initiation factor activity.